AUGAAACGGCAAACGCCUUUUCAUAAUUGGUUCACCAAGGUGCAAGACCUCCAGGGUGCCCAAUUGGCCGCUGCAUGGCGAGUGUCGCUGCCCGUGCAUUUGAUUAGAAGGCAAGACUAUCGUGGCCGCAAGAAAGCUGUCAUGCAAUUCGACUUUCGCCGUUCGUCUUUGGACUACGAGGUUCUGACGGAGCAGCUGAAUGGAUUUCUGAGCUGUUGCCACGAACUCCAGGAGUACGUGCUUUACCUUCGGAGUUUCCCAUGUCGUGCAGCCGCUUUGUGCUCAGCGGAAGCAACAUCGGAAAUUCGGUGUGAAAUCCUCAAGGAUGCAAAGGAAGAGUACGAGAUGAUUCGGGAGAUCGAGGCCACAGCCUCCGGGUCCAGUGUGCUGAAGCAGCAUGCUCUGCACACCACGUUUCAGGUGUACCGGGAGAUAAUGGCAACCAUGCAGCUGCACGACUUCAAGGAUUGCAAGGCAAUACAGGACAUUGUGCAAGCAUGGUACCCUCGCUGGGGCCAGUCUUCCAGUUUGGAACAGGUGUUUCGAGAGAUGGAGCAAGCUACGAAGCGGGUAGGUCAUGUGGGAAAUUCGAUGUCGAACCUCACAUGUGUGGCUGUGCGGGCAAUGGAAAGGAGGGUUUGCUGUGGCGAAGAGUGUCCUCAGACGCCGUCUUUGUGCGAAAAGGACUGGGAAGGUCAGGUUGUCCGUCUCAAAGAGGUUUCUUGGAAGUUUGCUGGCAAGCUGAUGCCUGAGAAGCCGGACGAGAGACGGAUGCCAAGGCAGAUGAAAGAGUGCAAAGAUCCCUUCCACGAGCAGACAGACUGCACGCAUGCUCUUGUGAUGGAUAGUGGGAACAUGUUCCAGCACGUGCGGUGUGGACUUCGCGAUGUUGAGAUCUUUGAGUACACAGUCCACGUGAGCCCGGCUUCGAUGGAAAGCAAGUGUGGUGGGAUUCUUCUUCGCAGAGGGCCCCAAGCAUAUUCGCUGCUGGUGCACCUUUUCAUUUCAGGGAGCAUCAUGAACAUUACUUCGGCUGCUUUGUCCGAAAUCCUGAUUGAUUACGAAUGCCGCAUGCCGAAGAACAGCAGCAAGCAUGCAAAGAUCAGGAAGCUGAUGACAUUGGCCGAUGUCAAAGAAUCCCUGAGUGAUGAGGGGGUGGCGCAAAUGGAGGCGAAGCUGCAAGAGAUCGAAAAGAAUCGCUCAGCAAAAAAGAAGGAGAAAGAGCAGGAAACCGAUGAUGUCAUGAUGCAUGACCAAGAGGCCGAAGAGGAAGACCCUGCUGUGGCUGCUUGCGACCAGCUCCUCGCAGAGCUGGAGAAGGAGGAAGAGGACGAAGAAGAGAUGGAGGAGGAGAAGGACGAAGCUGCUGAUCCACGGCGGAGUUCAGUUCUGUAA
Molecule: messenger RNA, 1395 nt
Organism: Symbiodinium sp. CCMP2592
Lineage: Eukaryota; Dinophyceae; Suessiales; Symbiodiniaceae
Source: the annotation of a GenBank genome assembly